Molecule: messenger RNA, 1422 nt
Organism: Funneliformis geosporum
Lineage: Eukaryota; Fungi; Glomeromycota; Glomeromycetes; Glomerales; Glomeraceae
Source: the annotation of a GenBank genome assembly
AUGGAACCUUACUACCCCACAACAAACUUUGAUAAUUCCGACAGUGUUUUCGGUAUGGGAGAUCCGAAUUUCCCUUGGGAUUUUAAUCUUGAAGAUAAUUUCGAGGCUCAAAAGUUAUUAGCCGCUGCCAUUGCGCAUAAUGAUCAGUUUAGAUAUGACGAGGACCAAAAACGAAAGUUAGAAAUGUUGGAAGACAUAACUCAACAAAAUCCGUCCAAAGUUAGUCAUAAUUUAAAUAUUACCUCUGUGCCCCAUCCAGAUCUUACGGCUGAAACUGCUUCGGAAGCUAAUGUUGAUUCUCACUCUGAGCAAACGAAUGAGCCCCAGAAAAAAAAACCGGGUAGAAAACCAUUAAACAAUACUCCUAGUUCAAAACGCAAGGCACAAAAUAGAGCAGCACAACGUGCGUUUCGAGAACGAAAGGAACGUUAUGUUAAAGAGCUUGAAGAUAAAAUCAAAGAACUUGAAUCCAUGUCAGCAAAAAGUGUUCAAGAGAAUCAAGAGUUGAAGACGCUUGUUGAACAAUUACAAGCAGAAAAUUUCAUAUUAAAACAAACGAGUUUCACUUUUGACUUUCCGUUGGACAAAGCAAAUGACUCGACUACUGCUCUCGACAAAGAUAUUAGUGAUAUUCUUGCGCCAACGUCAAAGUCAACUUCAAAUACAUUAACAGUCCCAACGACAAGUAGUUCCACAUUUAGUUCAUAUACACCUCCAUCUUCAAACGUGAGUGAUGAUGAACAAAGUUCACCAUCUAUGUCAGGCUCAGCAGAAUCAGAUUACACCUCUGAAGUAAGAGGUACAUCCUCAAGAAAUUCCCCUAAAAUUCCACAAGCAUAUAAUUUUAGUCCACUGGAAGCCACUACCAUCAGUCCACCUACUACGGUUGUCACAACUCCACCUUCACACUCUUUAAAACCUCAGAGUGCGGAAGAGUUUUGUGAAAAAUUUACAGAUGGUAUGUGUCAGGAACAAAAGAAAAAUAAAGAAUUGAUCUCAUCACAAGCGAUAGGAGAAUCUAGUAAAUCUGCAUUCACGGAGUAUCGGGACCCAACACCGUUUACUCCUAAUAUUGAUAAUCCUUUCUCUGAAUCUGCCCCGCUUCCACCACUUUUUGAACAAAACUUUCAAGAAUUCGGAAGUUUCGCUCCAAUGGCUACACCAUCUGAAGAACGCAUGAAUGGUCAAUUAAUACAUAGUAAUGGAUUUGCAUCGAUGGAUGACUUUAGUAGUAAAAAGUUCUUAUCGUGUAAUAAGGUAUGGGAAAGAAUUCAACAGCAUCCAAAGUUUGACGAUUUAGAGGGUGACGAAAUCGAUCUACUUUGUGCUGAGCUAAAAUCUAAGGCUAAAUGUUCAGGAAAUGGUCCUGUUGUACCUGAAGAAGAUUUAGAAGCUGUUUUGGGUAAAUUGGAAGAUAAAUAG